UUGUAAAUUCUUCCUCUGCAGUGAGUCCAGUUGUUUGUUUCCAAGUCCUAUAGCUUUUUCUCUCCUUUUAUGGCUUUCUGUCGCAAGCUUAAUCAGUGGUGAGGCAAACGAAACAAAAGAUGUGGGUAGCGAGAUGGGUGAAUCUAGGGUUGGAAUGAAUAUGUGGAAAUCGAUUUAUAAGCGAAAUUCGAUUAUGGAAUUGAAGUCGCCGGAAUCUGACAUGAGUUUUUUCAUAUUUGGAUGCCGAUUCUGGUUCCGAUCGGCAUUCAAUUCCUAUUCGGUUGCUUGUGAGGCAUUCUCUGAACAGCAGCAACAGAAACAGCUUCCCUUCUCUUCUUCUUCGCUUCCCAUCGGUGUUGAAACCGAACUGCUUUGAUAGGGUUUCCUUUUUCCUUUUGUUUUCGUUUUCUUUAUUGUUUUUCUAGCGGUGCGUCUUUUUGUUUGGCUCUACGCUUUCGUGGUUUUUGGAGGCUUUUUCUGUCGUUUUCGUUGAUAAUGGAUUUGGCUUCGCGUGAGGAUGAUGGUGAUUUUGCAGAGAGAGACCCCACUGGUCGAUACGUUCGGUAUGAUGAAUUCUUGGGGAAAGGUGCAUUCAAGACUGUAUAUAAGGCAUUUGAUGAAGUUGAUGGAAUUGAGGUUGCAUGGAACCAAGUGAGUAUUGAAGAUGUGUUGCAGUCGCCUGACCAGCUGGAAAGGCUAUAUUCAGAGGUUCAUCUGCUGAAGUCACUUAAACAUGAAAAUAUCAUGAAAUUCUAUUAUUCUUGGGUGGAUGAUAAGAAGAAGACUAUAAACAUGAUAACAGAACUAUUCACUUCUGGGAGUUUGAGGCAAUACCGCAGGAAGCAUAAAUAUGUUGAAAUAAAGGCCAUAAAAAACUGGGCAAGACAAAUUCUUCGAGGUUUACAUUAUUUGCAUAGUCAUAAUCCUCCUAUCAUUCAUCGGGAUUUGAAAUGUGACAAUGUAUUUGUUAACGGGAACAAUGGGGAAGUUAAAAUUGGAGAUCUAGGACUAGCAACUGUCAUGCAGCAGCCUACAGCCCGAAGUGUUAUAGGUAAUGGCUUCAGUUCUCUGGAAUCCACAACUCUAGACAGGCCACCGAGAUCAAAAAUUUUAUUCAUUCUUGAUUUUGUAGGUACUCCUGAAUUCAUGGCUCCAGAGCUGUAUGAGGAGGAAUAUAAUGAGCUUGUUGACAUUUACUCAUUUGGCAUGUGCAUGUUAGAAAUGGUUACUUGUGAAUACCCAUAUAACGAAUGCAAGAACCCCGCACAGAUAUAUAAGAAGGUGACCUCGGGCAUAAAGCCUGCCUCUCUCAGUAAAGUAAAUGACCCCCAAGUUAAGCAGUUCAUAGAGAAGUGUCUAGUUCCAGCAUCGAUGAGAUUGCCUGCGAUAGAACUCUUGAAAGACCCUUUCCUGGCAACUGAAAAUCCAAAUUCAAAGGAAUUUCUUUCUGCAUCUUUACAUUUGCCGGAUCUUAUGUCCAAACAAGUGAACUUGCUACAAUCAGAAUCUCAUCCUAUGGAUAUUGACGCUAAUCACAAGAAGCUUUCAAUCAGCUCUUGCACAAAAAGCUUUGAUGAGGCUCUGCAGCCUUCAGCUUCAGAAUUGCAGAGGUUCACUGAGAAAAAUGACUUCAGGUUAAGAGGGGAGAAAAAUGAUGAUAAUACAGUAUCAUUAACUUUGCGCAUUGUGGAAAGAUAUGGUGGAGUAAAAAAUAUCCAUUUUACUUUUUUCCUUGAUUCUGAUACUGCGUUUUCAAUAGCUGAAGAGAUGGUUGAACAACUUGGUUUGUCAAAUGAAGAUGUGGCUAUCAUUGCGGAGUUGAUUGAUGCUUUGAUAAUGAAGCUUGUGCCUUGCUGGAGUCCUUCGUUUGGAGGUACUUUAAGUAUACCAAAUGGUUCUUCUGGAUUACAAAAUGAUGAAACUUCCAAGGUAGGUAGACAACAUGAUUUCUUGCAGUCGGAUAACAUGCGGGGUCAAGAGACUCAAGUAUCAUUCAAUUCAGAUAUAUCUGCUGAGUUUCAUUUGACGAUUGCCUCCGAUACCAGUAUUAACAAGCCCUUGGGAUCUUCUGACUAUUCUUUGGAGUUGAACCCAUUUGAGUUUGGUUCUGAUUUUGACGGUAUAUCUAAAUAUGACAAAUCUGUAAAGAAUUCUACAAAUCCUUUUUCCUUAGCAAACGAAGAUCAGCAGGAUGAGCUAAAGCUAGAGCUUGAUGCAAUUGAUAUGCAGUAUAACCAUUGCUUCCGAGAACUCUUGAGGAUGAGGGAGGAAGCAAUAGAAAAUGCGAAAAAGAAGUGGACGACAAAGAAGAAGAUACCUGUCAUAUGAUGUACUAGAUUUUCUUGGAAUUUUUCUCCAGCUUUACGAGUGACAGGCAUUGGAAGAAGCCAUUUUUUUUGGCACUUCCAUUUUUUUUUUUUUAAAAUUCCAAAUUUGGAUGCUUGCUGGCGGAAUCAUUUGCCAUCACUUGUUAUUUUCUUGUACAUACAGAAAAAUGUUGCACUCAAGAGCGCAACUUUAUUCAUUCAUUAUAGGUAUUUUUUAGCCUGCA
Jatropha curcas is the source of this 2551-nucleotide messenger RNA. RefSeq names its product WNK family serine/threonine-protein kinase 8 (gene WNK8). The record is from RefSeq and is a predicted model, not a curated record. Lineage: Eukaryota; Viridiplantae; Streptophyta; Magnoliopsida; Malpighiales; Euphorbiaceae. Gene Ontology annotation, molecular function: protein serine/threonine kinase activity; ATP binding. Gene Ontology annotation, biological process: protein phosphorylation.